AUGGGAUUGCAUAUGCUUUUGCUGCAAGCCCACUUCUUUCUAGCAGUGCUGCCUAUUUUUGUCUCAAAAUCAGUUUCUACACAAAAUAAUUUCCCAAUAGCUAAGCCCAACUGCACUGAUUAUUGUGGAGAUGCAAGUAUUCCCUUCCCUUUCGGCACAAGGGAAGGUUGUUACCUUAGUGAAACAUUCUUAGUCACUUGUAAUGACACUCACUAUCAUCCUCCUAAACCAUUCUUGACAAACUCAAACAUAGAAAUCAAAAACAUAUCCCUGGAGGGUCAAUUGACUGUGUUGCAAUUCAUAGCGAAAGCCUGUUAUGCUAGGAAUGGCACCAUAGUACACUCUAAUGAACCCUAUAUAACCUUCGAAGAAUUCACAGUCAAUAAUACAGCCAAUAAGUUCACUGUUGUUGGUUGUGAUACUUAUGCUUUUGUAUACGGGGAAUGGAUUAACCAGAAUUAUUACGAGACAGGGUGCACUUCCCGGUGUUUCAGCAAGGAAAAUCUGGAUGACGGGUCAUGUUCCGGUGUAGGCUGUUGCCAGACGUCUAUCCCAAAAGGGGUUAGCCAAGUUAAUUUGACGUUGAACAGCUAUGAUAAUUUCACAAAGAGCUAUGAUGAUAAUCACUCCACUGUUUGGGACUUCAAUAAUUGCAGCUAUGCAUUUCUUGCUGAGAAAAGUGCAUUCACUUUUUCUCCAAAUAAACUUUCAAGUCUGAUGAAUGUAGAGAUGCUUCCCAUGGUGGUUGACUGGGCAAUUGACGGAGGAACAUGUGAGGAAUCUCAGAAGGACAUGUCUAGUUAUGCAUGUAAAAGCACGAAUUCCAAUUGUAAUGAAACUGAUAAUGGGUAUCGUUGUUAUUGUUCAGAGGGUUAUGAAGGAAAUCCAUACCUCAGUGACAAUGAUGGUUGUAAAGAUAUUGAUGAAUGUAAAAAUUCAAGUCUCAACAAAUGUGAAAAGGACCGAUAUUGUCAAAACGAAGAAGGGACUUUUAGGUGUGUUUGCCCGAAAGGUUACCAUGGAGAUGGGAGGGCAUUAAGCUACGACAGACCAGUAGAGGAGAGAAGUUUAGCCAACUAUUUCCUUUCAGCACUAAAGCAAAGCUGCUUAUUCCAAGUUCUUGAUGAUAAUAUUGUAUGUGAAGGAAACAGUGAGGAGUUAACAUCUGUUGCUAUGCUUGCGAAAAUGUGCUUACAUGUUAAAGGAGAGGAUAGACCUAGCAUGAUGGAAGUAGCUAAAGAACUUGAAAGUCUGAGAUCAGAAGGAAAACACUCGUGGAACCAAACAGAACCCAAUGAAGAAGAGUCGGAAUCCCUGCUUUCUGGGAAAAUGAAAGCCUUUGCAAUUGAAAAUGGGGAUGAUAGUAGUAGCAAAGCUAUUGGAUAUGAUAGCAUCAGGGAUCAUAUUAUUUUACCUAUGGGUGGGGCAAAGGAUGAACCGGGAUUACCAGACGGUGCGCUGUCAUGUGUGACAACAAGAAAGAUUUGGCUGGCGGUUUGUUUUCUGGUUAAGGCUGUUGCCGGACGACUAUCCAAGGAAGAGGUAUGGAGAGUGAAUGUGACAUUAAAAAGCAAUGAAAAUCACACAAAUGUGAGGGAAUUCAAUAGUUGCACCUAUGUUUUUCAUUCCGAGGAGAGUGAAUUCACUUUCCCUCUGAGCAUUCUUUCUAGCAUGAGGAAUGUAGAGAAGCUUCCUAUGGUGGUUGAUUUGUCAAUUGGGAAUGGAACGUGUAGGAGACGGGAUACGAAGAAACUGGCCAAAAAUUUGGCAAGCUUACAGAGCAUGCCAGCACACCCACACCAGCAAUCUGCCUUGCAGGGAAACUGUGCCUGA
This is a messenger RNA of Fraxinus pennsylvanica, 1833 nucleotides long. NCBI's taxonomy places the organism in Eukaryota, Viridiplantae, Streptophyta, Magnoliopsida, Lamiales, Oleaceae. The record is from the annotation of a GenBank genome assembly.